This is a messenger RNA of Thunnus maccoyii (southern bluefin tuna), 6067 nucleotides long. It is a transcript of the gene dctn1b, whose product is annotated as dynactin 1b. Gene Ontology annotation, biological process: nuclear migration; establishment of mitotic spindle orientation. The record is from RefSeq and is a predicted model, not a curated record. Gene Ontology annotation, cellular component: axon; microtubule associated complex; kinetochore. Bases 129 to 3848 code for a protein of 1239 amino acids. The transcript has 29 exons. NCBI's taxonomy places the organism in Eukaryota, Metazoa, Chordata, Actinopteri, Scombriformes, Scombridae.
UCGGACACCUCAGGACGGACGAGUCCGGUCAGACCUCCAUGGAUGGAUGUAGCCUGUCAGGGACGAAGCUGAGCGGUUAGCCGGAUCUUUUUGGACACAAACAGACCACCAGCAGCGGCAGCAGCAGGAUGAGCUCGGACGGGGGCGGGCGGCCCGUCAAGGUGGGCUCCCUGGUGGAGGUGAUCGGGAAGGGGCAGCGUGGCACGGUGGCCUACAUCGGCAACACGCUCUUCGCCUCCGGGAAGUGGGUCGGAGUCAUUCUGGACGAGGCCAAGGGCAAGAACGACGGCACCGUGCAGGGGAAGCGCUACUUCACCUGCGAGGAGAAUCAUGGGAUAUUUGUGAGGCAGUCACAGAUCCAGCUGGUUGAUGAUGGGGCAGACACGACGUCCCCAGAGACACCUGAGCCCGGCACCGGCAAGGUUCCCAAACGAGAGAUCCUGGAGACGCCCAAGUCCACUAAACUGACCACGGCCAGAAGGCCCAAGCAGCCCAGCCGAACCGCAGGCACCGCUGGGAAAGGUGCUGCGUCCGGCUCGGCCUCGGCUUCGGCCGGCGAGAUGAGCAGCAGCGAGCCCAGCACGCCGGCCCAGACCCCGCUGGCUGCUCCCGUCAUCCCCACCCUCCACUCACCUGGAAACCCUCCGGCCCCCGUCCCCAGCAAGGAGGAGGAGGCGCUGCGUUCUCAGGUGAAGGACCUGGAGGAGAAGCUGGAGACCCUGAAGAUGAAGCGGACGGAGGACAAGGCCAAGCUGAAGGAGCUGGAGAAACACAAGAUCCAGCUGGAGCAGCUGCAGGAGUGGAAGAACAAGAUGCAGGAGCAGCAGGCCGAGCUGCAGAAACAACUCAAAGAGGCCAAAAGGGAGGCCAAAGAAGCCCUGGAGGCCAAGGAGCACUACAUGGAGGAGAUGUCGGACACUGCGGAUGCCAUAGAGAUGGCCACACUGGAUAAAGAGAUGGCUGAGGAGCGGGCGGAGUCUCUGCAGCUGGAGGUCGACUCCAUGAAGGAGAAAGUAGACGAGCUCACCAUGGACCUGGAGAUCCUCAAGCACGAGAUCGAGGAGAAAGGUUCGGACGGAGCUGCUUCCAGUUACCAUGUCAAACAGCUGGAGGAGCAGAACGGCAGACUGAAGGAAGCACUGGUCAGGAUGCGUGACCUGUCCGCGUCGGAGAAACAGGAACACGUGAAGUUGCAGAAGCAGAUGGAGAAGAAGAACGUGGAGUUAGACGCUUUGAGGGGCCAGAAAGAAAAACUACAGGAAGAGAUGACGGUGGCAGAAAAGACCAUCGACGAGCUGAAAGAACAGGUGGAUGCAGCUUUAGGGGCGGAGGAGAUGGUGGAGACUCUGACGGAGAGAAACCUGGACCUGGAGGAGAAAGUCAGGGAGCUGAGAGAGACGGUCACCGACCUGGAAGCCAUCAACGAGAUGAACGACGAGCUGCAGGAGAACGCCAGAGAGACGGAGCUGGAGCUGAGGGAGAUGCUGGAUCUGGGAGCGGCGAGAGUCCGAGAGUCCGAGAAACGAGUUGAAGCUGCGCAGGAGACCGUAGCCGAUUACCAGCAGACCAUCAAGAAGUACCGCGAGCUCACGGCUCACCUGCAGGAGGUGAACAGAGAGCUGACCAGCCAGCAGGAAGCCUCCGCAGAGCUGCAGCAGCAGCCGCCAGCAGAGAUGUUUGAUUUCAAGAUUAAAUUUGCUGAAACAAAGGCCUACGCCAAGGCCAUCGAGAUGGAGCUGAGGAAGAUGGAGGUGGGUCAGGCCAACAGACACGUUUCUCUCCUGACCUCUUUCAUGCCGGAGUCCUUCCUCCGUCACGGCGGAGACCACGACUGCAUCCUGGUGCUGCUGCUCAUGCCCAGACUUAUCUGCAAGGCCGAGCUGAUCAGCAAACAGGCCCAGGAGAAGUUUGACCUGAACGAGAACUGCGUGGAGAGAACGGGGCUGAGAGGAGCCAUCGGGGAGCAGCUGAGCUUCGCUGGCGGCCUCGUCUACUCGCUCAGUCUCCUGCAGGCCACGCUCCACAAAUACGAGCAAGCUCUGGCUCAGUGCAGUGUGGACGUCUAUAAGAAGAUCGGCUCUCUGUAUCCGGAGAUGAGUGUCCACGAACGUUCACUGGAUUUCCUCAUCGACCUGCUGCACAAAGACCAGCUGGAUGAGACCGUCAACGUGGAGCCGCUCACCAAGGCCAUCAAGUACUAUCAGCACUUGUACAGCAUCCAUCUGGCAGAUCAGAACGAGGACUGCACCAUGCAGCUCGCCGACCACAUCAGAUUCACUCAGAGCGCGUUGGACUGCAUGGCUGUGGAGGUUGGCCGUCUGCGGGCGUUCCUGCAUGCGGGUCAGGAGAAGGCCGACCUGGCCGUGCUGCUGAAGGACCUGGAGACGUCCUGCAGCGACAUCCGUCAGUUCUGUAAGAAGAUCCGUCGCAGAAUGCCAGGAACCGACGCGCCCGGCAUCCCUGCAGCGCUCAACUUCGGACCGCAGGUGUCAGACACCCUUUCAGACUGUAGGAAACACCUGACCUGGGUGGUGGCGGUGCUGCAGGAAGUGGCGGCGGCAGGAGCGCAGAUGAUGUCACCUCUUGGUGAACAGGAAGGGCUGGUGGCCGUCAAACUGGAGGACGUGGCGUUCAAGGCAGGAGAACAGAUUUAUGGACUGCAGGGUGCAAACCCCUACGAGUAUCUGAGACAGUCCUGUGGCAUCGUCAUAGCAACCAUGAACAAGAUGGCCACCGCCAUGCAGGAGGGCGAGUAUGACUCAGAGAGGCCUCAGAACAAGAACCCGCCCCCUGUGGACGUGCGAGCGGCGGCUCUUAGAGCAGAAAUCACUGAUGCGGAAGGUUUGGGUAUGAAGCUGGAGGACAGAGAGACGGUCAUCAAGGAGCUGAAGAAGUCUCUCAAGAUCAAGGGAGAAGAGCUGAGCGAAGCAAACGUCCGCCUCAGUCUGCUGGAGAAGAAGUUGGACAGUUCAGCCAAAGACGCAGAUGAACGUGUUGAGAAGAUCCAAACCCAACUGGACGAGGCUCAGACUCUGCUGAAGAAGAAAGAGAAGGAGUUUGAGGAGACGAUGGACGCUCUACAGGCUGAUAUCGACCAGCUGGAGUCAGAGAAGGCGGAGCUGAAGCAACGCAUCAACAGCCAAUCAAAGAUGACCAUCGACGGCCUGAGAGGAACCGGCCCGUCAGGAAUCGCUUCCAUCGUCACAGGAGUGGCAGGAGAGGAACAAAAAGCGAACAUGAUGUCCAACGUGGGUUCAGCUUCGGGCGUCCAGGUGAUCGACUCUCCUCUGCUGACUCAGCAGAUAGAAGCACAGAGACUCUGCAUCAAACGCCUGAAAAACGAGAACAACAGGCUGAAGGCUGAGAAGAUGCGCUCCCAGCUGGCGUCUCUGCCUCCUCUCCACGUCACCAAACUUCCCUCCAAAGAUGGAGGCCGUCCAGAAGUGACCUCCAGCGCCCUCUACCGCAAGACCGACCAGCUGCUGGAGACUCUGCUGCAGAUGAGCGCCAACGUCAAGGUGGUGGACAUCACCGGGAAAUCUCCAGUGACACCCAGUGCUCAGCUCCUGGAACAGACGGCUAGAUUACAGUCUCUAAGUGACACUCUGGACAGACUCAAGGGCGAAGUAGCCGAACACGUCGUCAACCAGCAACCCGGAGCUCGAGUCUCAUCUGACUUCGCCACGUUUCCUUCGACUUCGUUUGUAAAGGCGAAGGAGGAGAAGCAGGGCGACACGGUGCUGGUGGGUCGGGUCAUGGUCCCGUGUUCCCGCGGUCAGGAGCAAGUCCACCGCCUCGUCCUGUCACAGUCGCAGCUCCAGAGAGUGCACAGUCUGCUGCGGACCUGAACCUCACCCGCCCCCGAGAUCCUGCCUGCUGCACCAACAACACAACGACCCCCCCGUCAUCAGCUUGAUCGCUCGGUUUCCACCCCAGAGCCAAACAAGUCGUGUCACUGAGAUUGAAAAGCAAGUUGAUCUGGUCAGUCUGGUUCUCAAGCUCACUCUGGAUUUUGGAUAAGUAUCGUUAGUCGUUAGUGAUUUUAGGCUAAAAGCAAACUACUCAACACAGUAUUGACCUUUCAAAGCAAAAGUAUUGCGGCAAGAUGUUUUGAUGCCUCGAUUCACUGCCAAAAAUCACAUGACCACUAUUAACGAGGCCUCGUUACGUCACAGACGUAUCAGAGAGGUUCUACGCAGGUUUGGGAUAUGAAGUGUGUUUCUCAAUCUGCCACAAUAUCUAAAAACAGAGCUGUGAUCUGUUUUAAUAGAAUAGACUUUAUUGAACAAAAUAACAACAAAAGCUGUUUCAUCUCGCUCUCAGAUACCAACAGCUACUUGUCAUGUGUCUGUUUUGACUCUGACUUGGUCUCAGCCACUCUGGAUGAGGACUACAAUUAUUAAAUCAUGACAAUUUUAAAGCAAAAUCCUUUAAAGUCCAGGAAAGACGUACGUAUUAAAGUACCACCAAUAUCACUGAUAUUUGCUUUUCCUUCAUGUAAAACCUGUUCACAAUGAGUAGAAGUUGUUGGUCUCAUAUUUAAUUGGAUUGGACCUGGUUUAAGAGGUGACUUGGAUCAGACUGGCGAGCUCUUGAUUACAGCUGUUUAUUCUUUAAACUAUAGUCUGUGUGAGGAUGAUGAUGAUGAUGAUGACUUUAUCUGCUGAACUUACAGAUCUAAAUGCUGUUUUAUGCCAAGAAAAACUGCUGCAUGCGGCCGAGAUUCACUGAAAGGUUGUUGUUGUUUUUUUUAGUUAAAUAGUAUGAAGUAUUUCUCCGACUCCUCUUUGGCCCUGGUGUGGAACCUGCACAACGUGGUUUAUCAGUCAAUGCAGCGUUUUAGGCCAAAUCACUGGAUGUUGCUGUAUGUUUCUAUGUUAAAACUGUGCACACUACUGUUAACGCUACACAGCAAGUGAAGGUUCAUGACUGUGGUGUUAUUUUAAUCAGGUGUCACUGUUGUGUGCUCCAUUUUUAUAAACGUUUAAAAAGGGGAAAACAAAAAAAAAAAGGAUUAUAAAGGUUUUGAAAUGAUUAUGGAAGAAAAAAAAAGCAUUUACAGUAGAGGGCAUUUUACUGUAGUUUGAUCAAAGACACUUUUUGCACAUAUAACGAGUCUUGAGUGACAGGAGGGGAACGAAUCCACGUCACGCUUACUUGGAUGUAAGUUUACUGCCGCGAUGACGUCUGACCGAUGAAGGUCAUGUGACUAUGACACCGCAGCAGUAAAGUUACAUGCAAGAAAAAGUUGUGUGUUGAGGAUUUACUUUCUUUUCUCCGUAGUUUGGCUGCACAGAACAAGAAUAGCUGAUUUUAACCUGAAGGGAUUUACUGUGUAAAACACGGAUGAAAUUCUUUUGCAGAUUUUUUUUUUCAUGUUUAUUUAAAACCUGACUUUACUUUAGUCAGAUAAAGAGUUAUAUGGUUUAAAUUAUUUAGUAUUUAUUACACUCGUGGUGUAAAUUCCAGUAAGCUGUUGGUGUCAACUUUUACACGCUUGGUACACAUGACACACUGGUCGUAUUGGUAAUUUUACUGAACACCUGUAUCACCUGUGAGACUGCUGUCGCCGUAGACUUUAAAACUUUGUCCGAGCCUUAAACCUGCAGAGAGCCUUGUGGUAAAGAUCGGUCACCUGCCUUAUUUUUGAUUUGUUCACACCGAACCUCGUUUAAAAAAAGCAAAAGUACAUCUUUGCCAAAGAAAUCUUUGUUCUUCUUCACCACAUCUGCCAUCGCUGAUUUAAAAAAAAAAAAGGCUUUUAGUUAAUUAAUCCAUGAUACUUGUUUUAUUUAAUUAUUUGUUAGAAUAUUUAUGUUUACAUACAACUGAGGUAGGAAGUUUUGUAAUUUAAUUAAUGGGCAUAGUGCAUCUACAUGACAUUACUACAUAAUAUUAAGAGGGAAGAAUGCCGAUAACCUCAUGUCUUAUUUAUUCACUGUUGUUGUUCUGAGCAGCUGAUGUACUGAAAUCUGCAGCUUGUCUAACUUGUCUUACCUUUUCCUUGUGUGGCUUCCCGCUCUUGCACAACCGAUAACUGAUCAAUAAAGACAUUAAAGCCAGUGUA